AUGUUGCAAGCCAUAAAUGUACUUAAUCAAGCAACAACAGUUGCGCAAUUUCUUCAUCCACCAUCGUGGCCGAUCGAAUCGAUGAAUUUUCAUAGUUAUGGAUAUACAGUUCAUCUCACUCCUGAAAUGCAAGCAUGCCAAAUUGCCACUUCAUUGAUUGAAUCAAAUGGAUCGCAACGAAUUUCGUCAAGUCCGGUAUUGUAUCACGCAGUGCCACCUUAUAUCGUUCCAGUUUCGAAUUCGUCUCCACCAUUAACAACUCGUGGUUCCGAUGUCCAUAUUGACAUCAAUUUGUUGCCGUUUCCGUCAACUGAUGACACAGUUAUGGCAAGAGCAUUUAUCGAACAUUUGAUUGAAAUAGGAAGAAUUGAUGUCUACGCUAUCGACAAACGUGGCUCACGCUUCUUACAAAAAAUUUUUGUUUGUGGAGAUAUGUCUAUUCGUCAGAAACUUACCGAUCAUUUUCUGAAAAUGGACAUCUUUGUCAAACUGUGUGAUGACAUCUUUGCCAAUUUCUUUCUCCAAAAAUUGAUCGAAGAGGCAUGCAAUGAUCAGCAAGCGAUUAUUUGUUCAUUUCUUGAAACAAAUUUGGUAACAUUCAGUCGCGGUCGUUACUCAUGUCGAGUAGUGCAGAAAGCUUUCGAAUGUUUCGAUGUCGUGAAACGUUUGUCACUUUUGGACAAAUUGGAUGGUAGUGAAAAGGAUCUAUCAUUGGAUCAGAACGCGAACCAUGUCAUUCAGAAGAUUUUUUUGUGCGUUCCUUUUUAUGGAUAUAGUGGCAUUGUUAAUAAGUACUUGGCAUCAGAAGACAUUCUAAAUGAAAUUGUGAAAGACAGAUAUGGAUGCCGAAUUAUUCAACUAUCAAUGGAAAAGUUGGAAGAAGAAGUUGCAAAAAGUUCUAGACCUGCCACUUUGCUCCUUGAGCAGCUUGUUUCUAUGCUAGUAAAGAAUUGUUGGUCUUAUUCAACUCAUCAAUACGCAAAUUACGUUGUUCAGCAUAUUAUAACCUCAAAUACAUUGGAAAAGCAUCGGAAUAUGGUAAUAUGCGGAUUUCUGAGCAAUUUGCUAUCAAUGUCGCAAGAAAAAUAUGCUUCACACGUUGUUGAAAAAGCAUUAAAACAUGCUCCAUCCAAGCUUCUUUAUGCAAUGAUGGACGAAAUUUUUGAUGGCUACGAAUGUGACACAAAAGGACACGAUGCUGUGGAUGUUCUGCUUUUUGAUCAAUUUGGCAAUUACGUUAUACAGACAAUGCUCGAUAUCGCUGUUGAAGCAAAGGAAAAAAAACGUGCGGGCAGCGAAUCCUGGUUCAAGCGAUUAUCGGAACGAAUUAUUAAAAGUCAACAGAAACUUAUAAGGUAUUCAUCUGGAAAAAAGAUUCUGGAGAAAUUGAGCGCGGCAGUCUCGAAUGACAAAAACAUUCAGAAUGAAAAUUUCGAUCCCUCUCUAAGAUCAUUGAUUGUUCCAAAAAAAUUUCGUUAA
Molecule: messenger RNA, 1479 nt
Organism: Cercopithifilaria johnstoni
Lineage: Eukaryota; Metazoa; Nematoda; Chromadorea; Rhabditida; Onchocercidae
Source: the annotation of a GenBank genome assembly